UUAAUCAUCUACAUACGCUUACUUUCUCUUUCUUUUACGACCAUCCGGCUGGGGGUAUGAGUGGAGCGUUUGUUUAUUUUUAUCGCAGCACCUUGAUCUUGCGUGCGUGAGACCGCCAGAGUGGUGGAACGGGUCCCGUGACGACACCUUGCUUGCUCAGGUGGUGGUUGCGGCGGGAUAGAAAAGGAUCGUAGCAUCUAGAAAUUAAUUCACACUGCCGAAUUGCCAACAGUUUCCGGCACAAAGCAAUCGAGAAAGUAUUGGCACGAGAGCUAACCAGUCGAGAUAGUGCCAAAACGCACCGGAGCGCUAUUUGGGUCAAGUGUGUCCCCAUCCAAAUCAAGUGAGUUCGCAAACCAGUUCGGGAUGCUUUCCUCACCGUUUCGGGAUGCUCUCUGAGAAAGCUUUGCCUGUUUGUGCGCAGUUUCAGCUAACGGUUCUUGCUGUGCAGCUCCUAUUGAACGGCUAAUGACACAGCGCUGCCCGGGAGAAAAGCCCAACGCUUGGGUUAUGGUUUAGCGACUGGCCGGCGCAUCCACCAGUCGCGUUUUAGGACCGAACCGAAAAUGAGGCAACUACAGCUGCUCCUGCUUGGAGCCUUCCUGCUGCUGCUGGCGGUCGCCGUCGUGACCGUGGACGGGGAGCCGAUCAAAUCGAGCAGCCACGGGCACCACCAGCACCACCACCAUACACAUCACAAGAAGAAGCACGGCAGCCAUCAUCACCACAACAUGGUAUACGGGUUUGGCGAUCCGUUCGAGUCGAACGGCCGGUGGCUCCAGGACGAGAGCGACCAGUGCAACUGCAACGUGAUCGUGCAGAAGAUGAAGAAGCUGCGCGAGAAGGUCCUGCUGGUGGUCAGCUCGUUCGACAAGCUGCUGAAGGUGCAGGUCGAUCUGCGCAACAUCAAGAACCUGCUGAAAAACAUCGACCUGAGCCUGACCGCGCUCGGUGGGUUCGUGUCGAACAGCGAGAGCCAGAUCGCGUACCUCGAGGAACAGACGCAUGCGGUGUCGAUGCUGCUAAGCCGCGCCAAGGCAGGUGCGGUACAGCUGCUGACGAGGGAAAAUCUCAUCGAAGCGCUUGGGCCGGUCAAAUCGUCCACGGAGGCACCGCCGCUGCAGGAGCUGGACGAGAUCGUGUACAGCUCGUGCCAGGAUCGGCGCAUCAUCAAGACGGGCGUGUACCGGGUGUACACGAACGUGACCAACAGCAUGUACGUGCUGUGCAGCCUGGACUUUGGGCAGAACGCGUGGACGGUGAUACAGAACCGGUUCGACGGGUCGGAGACGUUCUUCCGGCCGUGGAACCACUACAAGCGCGGGUUCGGGUACUUCGGGCACGGCGAGUACUGGCUCGGGCUGGAGAACAUCUACGCGAUGAUGGCGGGCCGCGAGUACGAGCUGCUGAUACUGCUGGAGGACUUUGACGGGAAGUUCGCGUACGCCAAGUACAAGUACUUCCGCAUCGACGGCGAGAAGGACGACUACCGGCUGGCCAAGCUGCACGGGUACAUUGGCAAUGCGGGCAACUCGCUGCAGGAUGCCGAGGGCAUGAAGUUCUCGACGUACGAUCGGGACAACGACAAGUCGCCGGAGAACUGUGCGCAGGCGAACCACGGUGGCUGGUGGUACAAGGCGUGCGGUGAUACAAAUUUGAACGGAGCGUAUCGGAAGGAGUACUCGCACGAUCUGUCGGGAAUUUUCUGGAAGGAGUUCCGCGGGCUCAACUACAGUCUGAAGCGGUCCCGCAUUAUGAUGCGCAACAAAAAGGAGCAUCACCACAAGCAGCACUACCACCAUCAUGCGCACCACGGCUACCACAGGAUAGAUGAGGAAGGCUAUGAGGAGGAGGAAGAGGAGGAGGAAGAUGAUGAGGAGGAUGAGGAGAAGUACUAUGCGGCGGGCUUUGAGGCCGAACUCUAGCGUCGGAGCGCUGGUGAAGUCGUGUCGGACCAUGGAACAGAUAUUUAUUUAGAUUGUACUCGUGCGCCUUCGGUAGAGAGGCAAUAAUAAAGCUAUAUUGUUUGACUAUGUCAUCUUUGCAUAUAAGUCGAUUACA
Anopheles merus is the source of this 2061-nucleotide messenger RNA. Its product is annotated as angiopoietin-related protein 1-like. The record is from RefSeq and is a predicted model, not a curated record. The transcript has 3 exons. Bases 567 to 1925 code for a protein of 452 amino acids. Lineage: Eukaryota; Metazoa; Arthropoda; Insecta; Diptera; Culicidae.